CCAACACCCAGUCCAUCUCCACAUCAUUAAACAAAACGUCAGCUCAUUUGUGAGAAAGAAAGUGUUUGAAUUCAAGAAACCAAACGAUUUCCUAACUUUUCAAUUGUUUACUCAAAUUAUUAUUUUGAGAUCUUGAUAUUUAUUCGGGAUGACUGUCAUUCAUGAAUGUUCAUUUAUCUCAUAUGCGUCUUUGAAAGUAAUGAACAGGGCAGUCAUUCCAGUGUCUUUGCAGAAAUCCACUCCUAAUCUUACAAGUUGCAAUGUCAGCUUUGCGAAGGCUAUGAAAACAAACAACUGCUCUGAACGCCGGGCGGUGUGAGGCUUGAUUGUUUUUUUUAAGAUAUAUGUAACAAUUUCAUUCGUUAUUUUACAAUUGCAUCGGAUUACUUAAAAUAGAAACAAGCCAAAUAUAUAAUAUAUAUAUAUUAUAUAAAGGGGGGCGAAAAAACUCGCGAUGCAAGCCCGCCGUUCUGCAAAGAGGUCGAUUUUGGGCAGCCGGGUCUGUGCUCCGAGUCCGGCCGGGGAUGGGCAACUCGUUCCCGGUGUGAUCCAGGCGCUGAAAUGCCAAAGCAGCGAGUCCGGGGGGCGGUGCAACUUCUACACGGUGAUGCUGGAGGAUGGCAGCCUGAGGGAAUACCCGGAGGAGGAGAUUGUGGUGGUGGGACCCGGCUUCCAUAACCACGGCAGCAAAGUGCAGCUGAAAUGCAGGGAAAAGCUGAAUUGCAAUGGUCGAGAUACAUCAUCAGUUGUGUCAUUGCAAGAUCAAAACCAUACUGAAAACCACCAGAAGGUGUUGGAACAGCAGCUACCCCUAGUGAGGAAGAUUGAAGCUAUGAAAAUACUGGAAACUAAAAAGAUCAGCUGGAUUCAGGAUCAUGAGAAGGAUCACAUGCGUCCUGUUGUUUCAGAUCAGAAAAGAAAAGUUGUUUCUUCAAACAUCGAUGUGCCACGUACCAGGAAAUUCUCAGAGGAAGGGGAGAUGGACAAAGUAACAGCGGCGAUGGUCCUGACCAGCCUUUCCACUAGCCCCCUCGUCCGCAGCCCCCCCUCUGCAUUCCGUGUCGCAGAUCAGAACGGUUCCUGGAAGGAGGGGGCGAACAUGUCAUCAAGCUACAGCAGCAGUGGCAACUGGAGCUGGGGUGCCCCGAGUGAUCAGUCAAAUCCAUCCACCCCAUCACCACCCUUACUGGCUGACAGCUUCAAACCUUUCCGUGGAGCUGUCCAGCCAGAUGACAGCAUUGAUGAGGCAGACUCCAGCAACCUGUUGUUUGAUGAGCCUAUACCAAGGAAACGAAAGAACUCCAUGAAAGUUAUGUUCAAGUGUUUGUGGAAGAAUUGUGGAAAAGUACUCAGCACUUCUGCGGGAAUACAGAAACAUAUUCGCACCAUCCAUUUGGGUCGCAGUACAGAUUCAGACUGUAGUGAUGGUGAAGAAGACUUCUACUACCAAGAGAUUAAACUGAACACUGAUUCUGUGGCUGAGGGUUUGGGCAGCCUUUCUCCAGUAUCGCCAUCCGUGGCCUCACCACCUACGCCCUCCAGCCUGGACGCAGGACGAUCUGAAGCCAGCAUCACAAGAACCGAGGCCAAACCUACCACUCCUCUGAGUCGGUCAGCACCAACAUGCCUCUACCUCAUCCACACUGACCACGCUUAUCAGGCCACAGCACCUGUCAACAUUCCUGGGUCAAAGUUUACUCCUACCAGCAAUGGAUUCAGCAUCUCUUGGCAAUCUCCACCAGUAACCUUCACUGGCAUGCCAGUUUCACCAACCCAUAGCCAUCCCGUGGAAAUUGGAGACCAGCGCCAGCAGACCCUUCCUUCACUCUCGUCUCCACCCAGACCUGUGGUUGGAGCAAGGAAAACUCGUGGGGAAGGAAAGAAAUGUCGGAAAGUGUAUGGCAUGGAAAACCGAGAUAUGUGGUGUACUGCGUGCCGUUGGAAGAAAGCUUGCCAGAGGUUUAUUGAUUAGAGAAACGUUGCGAAAGGCCUGUAAGAAAAUUCUUUAGGCAGCUAUUAUGUAAUGUUUUGAAGCACUUAACUUUUUCUAAAUAAAUUUAUAAGUGUAGCAACAACACUUACAUUCAACAAGAUGCACUUAAAAGAAUCCUGUGUGGAACCAAGCAGCAAACAGACAGUUCCAAUGUCAGUGAUAAAUAGUGUAUUACAAAGAGAUCUCUUUCUAUGAGCAGCUGGAACAGAAUGAUGAAGAAAUUCUGAAGCAAAUGUUUGUACAUCAGUUUGAAACAUAGUUGACAGGGAGUAGAAGUAUAUUGUGUUCCAAUUUUAUACCUUAUUCUUGGAGGUUUCUCAGGAAACCUAAUACUUGUGACCAGCGUGUCAACACAAGGAACUCUGUUAUGAAACACACGUGGUUUAUCUUUCUGGUGUAAUUUCAAUGUUCUUCUGAGCGGUAUAAGCUAUUUUUUAAGCUUUUUACUCGCAUUUACUUUUAAACCACACCAAAAUCACUAAUGGGAAUAUUGCGUUCUGUUGGCGACAUUGCAAUAUGUGUCUUAUUUUCUUGAAUGUUGAAGGAGAUGUAAAAUCAGGGUCGCAUGAAAGGUGAGUGAAAUUAUUUCUUUGCAGACCCAUGAUAAACUUCCAAGAAAGCAAAAUUGAUUGUUUUGCAACAUUAAUAAGACACCAUGGAGCACAAGCCAGGCUCAGCAGGAAUUUAUGUUUCUUAGAAAAGCAAGAUAACAAAUAGCUACAUAGUUUUGCAUUAAAAGCUAGUGAACUCUUUAGGGAUGUGCAUUAAGCUGGAUCAAUGAAUGAAGACAGUGCAAGUGAAUUGAUGCCAGUUUUGUUCGAUAUUAACACUGGGGUACAUUAAGAACAGCAGUGCUUUUUUAAAAUGUCUUUUUGGCUGCAGUUCUGUACAAACGUAUAAAUUUACUCCAAUAAUGAUUUUGACAGUUAAUCAGAAACACAUUCUCAGUGCUAGAAAUUAUGUGUUGCUCAGCUAACAGACAUUAUACCUAAUGUACAAUUAAUCAAAGAGAUUGUUCACUUUUACCAGCUAGGCAGUAAAUGCAUAGAAUGGAUUGGCUACUAACAGUUGAGCUUGCGUGAAUUCAAUGGAAUGAAAAUCAGAUAGAUUCUACAAUGCAUGGGUAAUCCAUUAGACUAUUAUCAGGACAGUGAUGGUGAAAAUUACCCUGAAAGUGUUAUCAUUUCUCUGAGAUAAUAAAGCUGCUCAGAGAAAUGAUGCCAUUCACUAUUAGUAUACUGAUUGUGUAAGAGUGUUCACAGCAAUUUUUUCAAACCAAAUAGUAUGAUAAUUACUUAAUGAACAGCUGAAAGCAGGGUCUUACUGAACUAAAUUUCGUACAAUCCACAUUUCACUAUGUCCAGCUAGAUAAAGCUGCCAAUACAGUAAAUUCUAGGUAGUUCAACUGGGUUUCUUUGUAAACUGAGAUAAUGCCAUGAGCAAAAUUUCCCACCUGAUUAUACUACCUUAUGUGAAAGCAAAUCAUACACAGGAGCAGCUAUUCAGAUAAUUUUGAAACACUUGGACAUUGGGCUUUAAAAUAACAGUCAGUGAUGGUAAGCCUAAUGUAGUGUGUGUUUCUCCUAAAAUAUAUACUUUAAAGUAAAACUAUUGUCAAAAAUGGGAAGGCCUGUUUAGGAGUCAUUGCUGGCUAAUCAUUGAAACCUCUCUGCAUUUAUUGUAGCAAAUUCAAAUUUGAAUAUGAAAAUAAAAUGGUUAUAGAAGAUAAUGUUAACCCUUUAUUAAUUGGAUUGCAUUUAAAGUUUCUAAUCUAUGUACCUCCAGAAAAGAUAGAGACAAUAUUAACAAUGGAGAUUCUGCAUAAGGGACAAUGGAGACCAGAGAUUCUUCUUCAAAAAGAAAAAUGGCUGCACAAGGAACAUUGAGAAGAAUGUUGGGGCCCAAAAACAUUAUUUAUCUUAUACCUAUCAUUGAGGCCCACUGUCGGGACUCUCAUUUAAUUGGUCUUGUCACCAGUCCAUUGCUCUUUACUUCUGGCUGAAUCAGGUAUGAGUCUGUCAUGUGUUAAAUUGGUGCAUUUAUUUCAUUUUGGCCAUAUUUGAAAACUGGCAGUAAUAGAUAAACUGACCUCUAUACAUCCUCUCAGUUUAAUAUACUUGAAAUAAGGAAUGCAGAUGCAGGAGUGUAUAUCAAUAACACUCCACUGUACCCACCCAGCAAAGACUAUCCAAAUUGUUGAUUUGAAACAACAAUUUCAAAUCAAAUUUCUCCCCUUUUAGCCCCAGAUUACUACUCAAAUUGACUCACUGUCCAAAAGUCAAUGUUCCCAACUAAUCUCUUUAUAGCUUAAAGAACUAUUGUGAUCAUAUUUCAUGUAUUAUUGAAGGUGAAGUAUAAAGGAAGUACUGAGGAUAUGAUAGGACUAACCAAAAAGUGAACCUAUCUUCUUUCUAUCUAUGAUGGUGCUUUCCAUCAUUUCUGCACACCUUCUAAGCACGUUAGAUUGCAUUUUCAUGAAAUAUCUGAACUAGUGAUUUAAUCUAGUGAUCUUGUUAAACCUAUAAUAUUCACAUUUCAUUUCAUACAUGACUUGAAACUUCAGUAAUUGUUCCUUGUAUUAACAAAUCUAAAGUUAUUCUUUUGAUUUGUCUAACUAGCACUGAUUAACUUACUAAUUUUUACCCCUGCCUGUUUUCAAAUUUUUGAUUUCCUUCAAAAACAUUUUCUCUAUCCUGAUAUAUAUUUCUCUUAUUAAUUAUUUCCUCAUUGAGAGUUUUCCACAUUGUCUCCUUUACAUUUUAGUGAUCACAAGUGUACUAGUUACACCUGACCAAGUUUUCCAUCCGCAAAUAUCUCUGAUUAACAGUGGUAAAAGUAUUUCUCCAAAACCCUUUCCAGUUUUCAGCAUUUCUUAUUCUUUACCCAAUUUCUUCAAACACAGGUUCUAUAUAUCCUCAACUUUGCAGGUGUGCUUAUCAGUACUGAAAGCAUUAUAGGCAUUUCUAAUUUUUCUGGUUAUAGGCAUUGGUUGUAACCGUUAUAUGUCAUAGUUAUGGUGGACACAGUAGAGAUUUUACAAAAUUGAAUAAAUUCUGAAAUUUUGGAAACUCCGAUGUGACAGAUAUAUUUUCCAAUAUCGGCGGAUUACUGACAUACAAGGUAAUACUAUCUUAGUGUGGUCAGUUCAAAAGUGUUGACCAUGAAAUUCCCUGGAGCUACUGUCUCCAUUGUCAUAACUUCAUCGUAGGAAUCUACAGCACAAAAAAAAGACCCUUCAGCUGUUUAUCAAUAACACUCCACUGUACCCAUCUAGCAGUGACUGUCCAAAUUGUAGAUUUGAAACAAUUAUUUCAAAUCAAUUUUUCCCCUUUUUGCCCCAGAUUACUACUCAAAUUGACUCACUGUCCAAAAGUCAAUGUUUCCAACUAGUCUCUUUAUAGCUCAAAGAACUAUUUCAUGCAUUAUUGAAGGUGAAGUCCACACUGGUCAAAAACAACCACCUAACCAUUUUAAUCCCAUUUUCCAGCACUUGACCUGUGAGAGAACCCCAAUUAAAAAAAAAACAUCCAAAGAAAAUUCUCAGCUGAGUUACUUAGCUUAUGAUUUAUUCUCCUCAUUGAGAGAUGAUAAUGCAGCCAAUGUCUUGAUAUAGAUAGGAUUUCUUGUUCCAAGUAUUUGAUUCCCUAAACAAGAUAUUUUAAAGGUCUUUUUGAAUCAUGAAAUUUAUAAAAUUAAUUCGUGCAGUCCUGAAAAAAUAAUUAGUCCUGGCAAAAAUAAUGAGUUCAAACUUCAGACUUUGACAUAGAAAUAUUUGGAACAUGGAUUCUUGUUUUUGUGAGACCAUUUUUCAUUUACAAGUUACAAUGGUGUUGACCAUGUUUAUUUUUGAAAAGUGGUUUGGAAUACGUACAGCUUCCAGUACCCAGCAGCAUUACUCAGCAGAGGACAAAUGAAGUGUGAAGUUGCUUUGAAACACACACCAUUAAUAGGGUUUCUUGUCAUUUAACCACUAUGUUUUUCCAUCAACAGUAGUGCCCAUUUUUUUAAAUAAAAAAUUUUGGAAUAAUAAGAAAGUACAAUUUGUUCAAGAAUUAUAUUUUGUAAAAUAAAGUAUAGAAGUUAUAUAUUAAAAAUAUGGAAUUCACAGAAUUUGGGGGCGAAGGUUCCUUAAAUUGUUUGUUGUGCAUUGUGGCGUUGUUUGUAAUUACGUGAUGGAAUCAUUACUUCCUAAAUAUGCAUGUUGUAGUCAAUUCUGGCAGCCUUGUUUGCACUGCUAAACCAAAUGUGACAAUAUUUCUGAAAGAUGCACUUAAGGACGUAAGAAAGUAGAUAGUACUGAAGUUCGUUAAACAUUCCAGAGUUUGAUGAAUUUUUUUUGGAAAAAAUAAUUGUCAGGAUGUUUGCACAUCCCUACAUUUUCUUUAUUUUAUAUAUAUAUUACAUAUAUAUAAAUAAUGUGUGUGUCUGUGUAUAUAAAGUGCAUAUUGUGAAUGUAUCGUGAACAUGCCUCGUGUUUUCCUGUGUGGUAGUUCCAAGGGGCAUCUGUUUCUCUAGAUUACAGGAAUGCUCCCAUUCUCUGUUGAGCCAGUGGUGUUGCUGCAUUUUGUCAUUGUCUAGUCACAUUGUGCUAUUGUACUGUGAGCUAGAAACCAUCUAAAGUACAAGGUGCUACAUUCUGCAGGAUGUUAAAAUCAACCAAAGCCAUACUUUUAUUUUUCUUGUCUAGCAGAUGUGUCAAUAAUUAUCUACAAGCCAAAAAGAAAUGUUUUACACAAUAGUGCAUAAAAUUUAUGCUAUUAAACUGGCCAUUUUACUGGACAGGUUCAUGGCAAUGUUUUGACAGAACAUGAAUAUCCUCCCAACUUAGCUCUUAUCCUAUUAACAUAUCCUUCUAUCCCUUUAUCCUUCAUCUACAUAUUUAGCUUCCCCAUAAGUACAUCUGUGCUAUUCACCUCAGUUGUUCCAUCUCUAUGUGGAACUGAAUUCCACAGUUAAACUACAAUUUGAGUAGAUACUUUAGUUUUUGGUGUUU
Chiloscyllium plagiosum (whitespotted bambooshark) is the source of this 6986-nucleotide messenger RNA. It is a transcript of the gene znf704, whose product is annotated as zinc finger protein 704. The record is from RefSeq and is a predicted model, not a curated record. Lineage: Eukaryota; Metazoa; Chordata; Chondrichthyes; Orectolobiformes; Hemiscylliidae. Gene Ontology annotation, biological process: regulation of transcription by RNA polymerase II. Gene Ontology annotation, molecular function: DNA-binding transcription factor activity; RNA polymerase II cis-regulatory region sequence-specific DNA binding. Gene Ontology annotation, cellular component: nucleus.